Myotis myotis is the source of this 6492-nucleotide messenger RNA. RefSeq names its product immunoglobulin mu DNA binding protein 2 (gene IGHMBP2). The record is from RefSeq and is a predicted model, not a curated record. Bases 72 to 3065 code for a protein of 997 amino acids. Lineage: Eukaryota; Metazoa; Chordata; Mammalia; Chiroptera; Vespertilionidae. The transcript is spliced from 15 exons. Gene Ontology annotation, molecular function: ATP hydrolysis activity; ATP binding; DNA binding.
CCGGCGGGGAACAUCUUCCCGCGCGGCGACGGGACCUCGGCGGCUCCGGCACGGGUCGCGCGGCGGCGGCGAUGGCCUCGGCGGCCGUGGAAACCUUCGUGGCCAAGCAGUUGGACCUGCUGGAGCUGGAGAGGGACGCGGAGGUGGAGGAGCGCAGGUCCUGGCAGGAAAACGUCUCUCUGAAGGAACUCCAGCGCCGCGGGGUCUGUCUGCUGAAGCUGCAGGCGUCCAGCCAGCGGACCGGGCUGUACGGGCAGCUGCUGGUCACCUUCGAGCCCCCGAGAUGCGCGUCUGCAGGAGUGCUUCCCAGUAACAGCUUUUCCUCCGGUGAUAUUGUGGGUCUGAAUGAUGAAGGAGGUCAGCUGGCCACUGGGGUGCUGACCCGGAUCACCCAGAAAUCGGUCACAGUGGCCUUUGACCAGUCCUGUGAUUCCCAGUUGAGCUUCGACCAACAGAAUUCCUACCGACUGUUAAAACUUGCCAAUGACGUCACUUACAAGCGCCUGAAGAAAGCCCUGAUCGCCCUGAAGAAGUACCAUGCCGGCCCUGCGUUCUCGCUCAUAGAGGUCCUCUUCGGGGACGCAGCCCCCAGUCCUGCCGGUGACACACGGGCGCCUACCUUCUACAACGCCGCCCUAGACGCCUCCCAGCAGGAAGCGGUUUCGUUUGCGCUGGCCCAGAAAGAACUGGCCAUCAUCCACGGGCCUCCUGGCACCGGGAAGACCACCACUGUGGUGGAGUUCAUCCUCCAGGCUGUGAAGCAGGGCUGCAAGGUUCUGUGCUGCGCGCCCUCCAACAUCGCCGUGGACAACCUAGUGGAGCGCCUGGCGCGAAGCGGGCGACGGGCGCUGCGCCUCGGGCACCCUGCCCGGCUCCUGGAGUCCAUCCAGCAGCACUCGCUGGACGCGGUGUUGGCGCGCAGCGACGGCGCCCAGAUCGUGGCCGACAUCAGGAGGGACAUCGACCAGGUCUCCGUGAAAAUUAGAAAGACCCAGGAUAAGAGAGAGAAAAGUACUUUUCAAAAUGAAAUCAGGCUGCUAAGGAAGGAGCUGAAGGCGAGGGAAGAGGCCGCGAUGCUGGAAAGCCUCCGGGCGGCCGACGUGGUCCUGGCCACAAACACAGGCGCUUCUCCCGACGGGCCCCUGAAGCUGCUGCCCGACGGCUACUUCGACGUGGUGGUCAUCGACGAGUGCGCCCAGGCCCUGGAAGCCAGCUGCUGGGUCCCCCUGCUGAAGGCCAGGAAGUGCGUCCUGGCCGGGGACCACAAGCAGCUGCCCCCCACCAUCGUCUCUCCCAAAGCUGCGCUGGCGGGACUGUCGCUGAGCCUGAUGGAGCGCCUGGCCCAGGGGUGCUGCGCGGGGGCAGUGCGGACGCUGACGGUGCAGUACCGCAUGCACCGGGCCAUCAUGCAGUGGGCCUCGGAGGCCCUGUACCGCGGGCAGCUCACGGCACACCCUUCCGUGGCAGAGCACCUCCUGCGGGACCUCCCGGGAGUGGCUGCCACGGAGGAGACGGGCCUCCCCCUGCUGCUCGUGGACACGGCCGGCUGCGGGCUGUCCGAGCUGGAGGAGGAGGAGGACCAGUCCAAAGGGAACCCCGGGGAGGUGCGCCUCGUCAGCUUGCACGUCCAGGCUCUGGUGGACGCCGGCGUCCCGGCGAGCGACAUUGCAGUCAUCACGCCAUACAACCUCCAGGUGGACCUGCUCCGACAGAGCCUUGCUCACAGGCACCCUGAGCUUGAAAUCAAGUCGGUCGACGGCUUCCAAGGCCGAGAGAAGGAGGCGGUGGUGCUGUCCUUCGUCAGAUCCAACAGGAAAGGUGAAGUUGGUUUCCUUGCCGAGGACCGGCGGAUCAACGUCGCCAUCACCCGCGCUCGGCGCCACGUGGCCAUCGUCUGCGACUCGCGCACGGUCAGCAACCACGCCUUCCUGAAGACGCUGGUGGAUUACUUCACGGAGCACGGGGAGGUGCGCACGGCCUUUGAGUAUCUUGAUGACAUUGUCCCUGAAAACUAUUCCUACGAGAGUUCCCAGGGCCACGGCCAGGCCGGUGCGAAGCCCCAAGGCUCAGCCGGGUCCGCCAGGAAGCCUGGAAGCCGGCGGCCCGAGGGAGCUCGGGAGGCCAGAGCGACCGCCAGGCCGGUCCAGAAGGCGCCGCCCGGGAAGCCCGUGGGCUCUGAGGCCCAGUCUCAGCCCAGCCUCAACGGAGGCAGCCCAGGGGGGCCGGGGAGCAGGGACAGUGCGGACCACUUCCGGGCCCUGAUCGCCGCGUUUGUGGCCAGUGAGCAAGUGCAGCUGGAGUUUCCUGCUUCCCUGAACUCACACGACAGGAUGCGCAUCCACCAGAUAGCGGAGGAGCACGGGCUGAGGCACGACAGCUCCGGGGAAGGGAAGCACAGGUUCAUAACCGUGAGCAAGAGGGCCCUGCCGGCCACAGCGGCCCCAUCGGCUCCGCCAGUCCCACCCGUCCCGGCAGGGACUGACGGCAAAGCCCUUCUCCAUCCCGAGCCCCCCAGCCCCGUGCAGACGGAGCCCCCCGGGCGAGAGCCGAGCAGCGUGGACCUGAGGGCUGUGCACCUGGAGCGACUGCAGAGGGAGAGGGCCAGGCAGGAGCCGCGAGCCAAGGAGGGCCCACGGGCUGCGGGCCCGGGGCUGCGGAAGUUACCAGAAAAGAAAAAGAAGAAAGAUGCAAAAGGACCCGCGGCCCUGGAUCUGCCCUCCACGGAGGACUUCGACGCCCUGGUCUCGGCCGCCAUGAAGGCUGAUAACACCUGUGGCCUCGCCAAGUGCCGGGCCAGCGUCGUGACUCUGGGCCAGCUCUGCCCACACUGCAGCCACCGCUACUGCCUCAGCCACUGCCUGCCCGAGAUCCAUGGCUGUGGGGAGAGGGCCCGUGCCCACGCCCGGCAGAGAAUCAGCCGGGAGGGCGUGCUGUACGCCGGCAGUGGGACCAAGGACCGGUCCCUGGACCCCGCCAAGAGGGCCCAGCUGCAGAGGAGCCUGGAUAAGAAGCUGGGCGAGCUGAGCAGCCAGAGGAGGAGCAAAAGGAGGGAGAAGGAGAUGUGAGCGGCCCUCACACCCUCCGGCCUUGUCUUUGCAAAUGCGGGUGGGGGCAAGCGGCCGCCCCUGGUGCUUUCUGUGCCUUGUAGCUGCUCCGGUGACAUGACCGGGGCUGCAUGAGCGAGCGAGGGGCCUCUGGGAGAGGGUGGGUCCUCGGGCCCAGCGUGCCCUGUCUUGCGCUGGGGUGGGGCGGGCUGCAGUGGCUGUUCCCUGGACCUUCCUGGGAGAGAGCCGCCCCAGGUCUCAGCUUUGCUGGCACCAGGGCCCGUGGGGCUCUCCGAGGUCCCUCGCCAACUGCUUUAAGAGAACCUCAGAUGGAUGUAUUAUUUUAGCUGCAGAGUUUUAUUUGUUUCAGAGGAGUGUAAGUUAUUUAAGAAUUAAAGCUGUGCACACGGCCCACAGUAGGUCCUGCGUUCUUUCCCGUUUUGCUCACUUUCCUGAGGUUGAAGGUGCAGGGUGAGCGCCGUUUGCAUUUGCUCUAAACUCUCAGGACGUGUGUGGGGUCGUGUCGGGGCGGUCCUUGUCCUGUUAGCAGGUGACAGGGAGAAACCACUUCCUGUUCUGCUUGACUACCCCCGCCCCCCAGGGAAGGUCUGUAAUCUGGGGAGGAGCCCAGGGCAGGCCUUUUCCCCGGGGGCUGAGCUGGGUCAGAGAGGCAGCCUGUUGGGCCUGGGGGUUGCCCUGCACCAGAGCUCUGCCUCCCCCUCACCUGCACGGCCCAGGUUUCACUUUUGGGAUCCAUGGCCUCUGUGAGGCUCAGUCUCCUGACCAGGCAUCAGGGCCUCCGUGUCUCAGGCCGUGUUCCUCAGGAGCCUGUCUGUCCUGCACCGUUAUGUGUCCUCCACGCCGCCUGACACUGGGACCACUUUGCUUUCACCAGUGCUGGGCCGCCCCCUCGUGGGCACCCCGUCCUCCUGCCCAGACCCGAUGCCCUCUUUGCACCCCAUGGCCCCCUCUCACCCCCUCAAGUGUCUGGGACUAGACCGUUUGGGAGGGGACGGUGCAGGGACCCCUGUAUUUAUGUGCCACGCCAUCAGUCUGAUUACACAUGAGUAGAGAGCCUGCCCACAUGCGUUUGAGAGGUUUGACGUCACGGUUGCAGGGUGCACGGGGCAGCCUUUGUGCCUGCUGAGGGCGCUUGCUUUAUCUUCCAUCUGUGUGAUGACAAACUCUGAUGCCCUGGCCACAGGGAGGCUGGGCUGUGUGUCCUUGGCCAGAUCAGAGACCCACACCCACCUGGCCAUAGCAAGGCCAGGUUCAGGGCUGGGCCAGAAUCCAAAAGGGCCCACCAGGGUUGCACCCUGCCACCCACACACAGGCACUCUUCCUCCACUGCGGGAGCCUGUCUGCAGGAGAGAGGAGGCCAACGCAGAAACAGCCAACAAUGGGGUGGGGUCACCUGAUCACAUUGCUGAGCACCUGGAUCCAGCCACACCUGACUCCCACCCCAUUCUUCCCAGUGUCCUGAAUAAAUUCCCUUUUUCAGCUGAAGAAAGUCUGCCUUGGGUUUCUGUCUCUGCAGCUAAAAGGGUCCUUGCUGGUCCAGUUGUGCCCACAUCUGUAUAUGUCAGCAUGGCGGGCAGGGCCAAAUCAGUGUUAGAGAAAGAUCAGGACCUGCACCUUCAUCCACAUGUUCUUCCCAGGGGCCAUUCCUCAGGAAGAGCAUGGGCGGGGCUGCUGGAAGGUCCAGAAAUGGAGGACCCCGAGUCUGAAUGCUGGGCCCUUGAAGGAACACGGCUUCAGCAGGUCCCUUCCCUUCCCACCUGCCUCCUCCUCUGCACGGGGACAGGAACAGCCUCGCCAGCUGUGCUGAGAAGUCCCUGCGGCGAGCAGCUGGCAGUGUUGUGUGUUGGCCCGGGUCGGGUUAGCGGGCUCCUCGGGGUACCUGGUGCCGGGUUCGCCCACCUGCCCCCGCACGGAGCAUUCGCCCCUCCACCACUGCCCUCCACUCCAGCCAGUACUGACGCAUCGUUAAAAUGUCAGCGUUGACGAUCGCAAUGCAAGAAGUUUCCAUGUCUCAUUCAGAGAGACCUUGUUAGGAAAAUGUUUGUAGCUGGUUGCUUGAAAAAUGUCUCCCGUUGGCCUGGACAGGGAGCCUAAAAAAAAAGGAAAAAACACCCCAAGCCAAACAUCUGCCCAGCCAGCGAGGGUGACCAAGGGUGACCACCGGCGACCUGCAGGGGCAGCGGAGCCAGCUGAGGCUUCCCGUCAGCGGGCAUGCCUCCUGUCCCCUAUGGGGGCACCCAGGAGCGGGCCCUGCUGGUUCCUUCUUUUGGGGUGGGGGCCACAGGCACAGGAUGGAGCCCUGGUUUGGGAGCCUGUCAGCCCUGGGUUCAUUCCCAGAUGUACCUCGUACAGCCCGUGUGGCCUUGUACUCAGUCUCCCCAUCUGUAAAACAGGGAGAUCAUAGGGCCCGUCUUGGGAUGGCUGUGAAGACGAAAUGCCUGAAAUAUCACAGAGCCCAGAAAUAGGGCCUCCGUGCUCAAAAACCGCCCGCAAGGUUGCAGGGACGACGGAAGAAGCACGUGUGGCUCCUCACAUGGGCUUAGCGAGCAGCCUUUGCAGCUCAAGGCCAAGGCCGGCGCGAGGGCCCCGGGAGCCAGGCAGCUGCCUGCAGAAGCGGCUGGUUCGGGAGUCCUGCCCGUGGUGUGGGCACGGGCGUCCCCCCGAGCAGAGUUUGUCCUCACCACCUGCCCGUGGGCGGAGGUCGGCAGCCGGCCUGGCUGCUCUGUGUUUACCUGGGUUUGUUUGGAGCGUUACCCAGAGGGACUUGUGGGCCGAUGGGCACCACGCUGCUUUGGGACGUUUUUGGGCAGAGCUAUAGCGUGGCACUUAAAAGGAACUGCGUUCUGUGCCAGGAGCGUUGCAAAAGCUGCGGCCUUAUUUGGUCUGGAAACUUCUUUGCUUGGAGGAGAAGCGGAGGGAGUGAGCAGGCUUCUCCUCUGGGCGGGCAGAGUCUGAACGCUGCCAGGAAGGUCGCCCGUUUGUGAACUCCUCCGUCGAUUCUCUGGUGCUGGCUGCCUGCCUUCUUCGCAGCGGUUUUCCCCUUUGCCUCCGCAGCCCGCGCAGCUCUCUUCCACCCCCUUGUGCAACCCACAGCGGUGCGAUGACCGUGCCGCGAGCCUCACCCGCGGCCUGUGUGCGGCGCUGGAUGGAGGAAACCUCAGGGAUGUGCAGACUCGCCCACACAGCCCCCGGGCCCCUGUGCAGACGGUGGAGUCUUCUCCCUCUUCCCUCUGCCGAGAGUCGCCGUUUAUUUACACGUUUUUUUUACUAGAGCUGUGGUUUUUACAUCGUGAGUAGGUUUUGGACUGUCGUGUGCUUUUUCUGAGCCUGUAGGGAUGGCCAUGGGGGGUUUUCCUUUAUUAAGAUGGAAUAUCGUCAAUUGAUUGUUGAAUGUUAAACCAGCCUUGAAUUCCUGGGAUACAUCCCA